This is a messenger RNA of Seriola dumerili (greater amberjack), 575 nucleotides long. Its product is annotated as histone H2B 1/2-like. The transcript has a single exon. NCBI's taxonomy places the organism in Eukaryota, Metazoa, Chordata, Actinopteri, Carangiformes, Carangidae. The record is from RefSeq and is a predicted model, not a curated record. Bases 1 to 330 code for a protein of 109 amino acids. Gene Ontology annotation, molecular function: protein heterodimerization activity; structural constituent of chromatin; DNA binding. Gene Ontology annotation, cellular component: nucleosome.
AUGGUGCUCGCCGGCAAGGGCGGCAAGAAGAAGAGAAAGACCAGGAGGGAGAGCUACGCUAUCUACGUGUACAAGGUGCUCAAGCAGGUCCACCCCGACACCGGCAUCUCCUCCAAGGCCAUGAGCAUCAUGAACUCCUUCGUCAACGACAUCUUUGAGCGCAUCGCUGCCGAGGCGUCUCGUCUGGCUCACUACAACAAGCGCUCCACCAUCACCAUCACCUCCAGGGAGAUCCAGACCGCCGUGCGUCUCCUGCUGCCCGGUGAGCUGGCUAAGCACGCCGUGUCCGAGGGCACCAAGGCCGUCACCAAGUACACCAGCUCCAAGUAAACAGCGCAGCUGCUGCACUCGCUCCAAUACAACGGCUCUUUUAAGAGCCACUCACUUCAUCUGAAGACAAACUCUAAAACACACAUCACAGCUCUCAUCAUGACUCUCAUUACUGCUCAACAUGUUGCAGCUCACACACAAUAACAGCUGCAGCACUUUCUUCACUGUUUACAAGUGUGGAAGGGAAGGAAACAAGAGUGUAGCAGUAGGACUCAGGUGAGGGAGCAGGGUCUAUGAAAGGGGGC